AUGGCUGCGUGGGGGAUACCGUCGGUGCUGGUGCCGCCUGCUGCACCGGCCUUCCCAUUGCAGACUCCACCAUACAGGCCUAGUCCACCCGGCGUGGUGACGAUGCCCCCCGUGCCAGCGGCAGCGGUGCCUAAGCCGGUCGCAAGUGCAGCCAUCGCAGCAUCCACGUCGAAGGCACCGGGCACCGUGCCCGCCAAGGCGGGUCAGCCAGCGCUGCCUCAUGCGGUGAUCCCAGGGGCCUCGGGUGUGCAACCGUGCACCGUCUACGUUGGCCGAAUUUCCACGGAGGUGUCAGAUGAGUUUGUUCGACAGCUUCUAGACAAGUGUGGCAAGGUCAGCAAGUGGAACCGGGCUGCUGACCCAAACACUUCAAAGCUCACAUCCUUCGGCUUCUGCGACUUUGAGGAGCCACAGGGUGUCUGGCGUGCUCUGGAGUUCCUCCAUGAGAAGCAGCUCUGCGAUAAGAAGCUCCUUGUGAAAUGCGAGGAGAAGGCCAAGCAGACGAUCGAUUCCUGGAAAGCAAGCCGAAAAGAUGAACUCCUCAAGAAGCUCAAGGAGGAGGACAAAGACAAGAAGGACCAGGAGCUGUCAGAGGAGCAGCUCACGGCGGAGUUGCGCAAGGACAGUGAGGCCGUUGAAAAAGAGAUCGAAAAGCUGCUGGCCGUGAAGAACAAAGACUUUCCCGAGGUCAAGGAUGGGGAAGACCAGAAAACCAAGGAGGAGGAAGAGAAAGCUGCCAAAGAAGCUCUGGAAAAGGAGAAGAAAGACAAAGAGGCAGCAGCUGAGAAGAAGGACAAGGAGAAGGAGAAAGAGAAGGAAAAGGAAAAAGACAGGGCGAAGACCGAAGAAAGGGGAAAGUCCGAGGCUGAAAGGAAAAGAAAGCGGGACGAAGAACGCGAGGAGAGGGAGAAGGCCGUGUCACGGCAUUACCGGGCCAGCCGGCGAGAGCGGGAUCGCGACGCCCGGGUAAGGGACCGUGAGCGAGACAUUGAGAAGGAAUACAGCUACCGCCUCCGCGAGUUCGAGCGCAGCGAGGACAAGCGGAUCCGCAACUUGAAGCAGGAUCUGCGUGACUUAGAGCCUGCGUCGGAGCCGAGUGAUCGCGAGAAGCGCAAAUUUGGCGAACGCGAUUUGGAUUUCCGCGAGUCCGAUGUGAAGGAAUGGAAGAGGCGCCGCGAGGAUCGGGAGAAGGACCGCAGGCGCGAACAAGAAAAAGAUUCAGCGGACCGGAUCGCUGAGAAGGAAGAGGAGGAGGACAUGAAGAAAAAGAAGAAGGAAGAAGAGGAGAAGAAGAAGCGAGAGAAGCAGGAGGCUGAAGAGAAGGCCAAGCGCGAAGCUGAAGAAGCAGAAAGGAAGAGGAAGGAGGACGAGAAGAGGAAGAAGGAGGAGGCGGACAAGAAGGAGCGCGAGGAAAGAGAAGCCAAGGAGAAAGAGGAAAAGGAGGCCAGAGAUAAAGAGCAGAAGAAGCAGCAGCAGGAUGCCGCUGCCAAGCUGCUGCAGUCAGUGCAGGCAGAGAUCAUGAGCGCGCCGGCGCCCGCUCCGAAGGCAGCUCCCCCGGCCCAUGUGCAGGCGCUCUUCAAGGAGCCCGAGGACCUCGAUGCCAACGGUCAGCCGAGGAAGCACAAGCCCCUGACGCGCCUGGAGACGCCGACCGCCCCCGCCGAGGAUCGGAAGCUGAGGGAUGAUGAGAUGCGGCGGCUGAUCCAGCAGGUACCCACCGACAAGGCUCGGGCGUUUGCCUUCGACAUCGACUGGGACGCAGUGCACGGCAACAACAUCAUAGAGAAGAAGCUCCGGCCGUGGGUGAAGAAGAAGGUCACGGAGUUCCUCGGCAACGAGGAGCAGGGCAUGAUCGAGUUCAUCCUCAAGAAGGUGAGUGCUCACACCAAGCCGGACACGAUUCUCGCAGAGCUGGAAGGGUUUUUGGACGAAGAAGCGGAGAACUUCACGCUGAAGAUGUGGCGAAUGCUCAUUUUUGAGGUUCUUCGCGUGAAGGCCAGAUAG
Molecule: messenger RNA, 2004 nt
Organism: Symbiodinium sp. CCMP2592
Lineage: Eukaryota; Dinophyceae; Suessiales; Symbiodiniaceae
Source: the annotation of a GenBank genome assembly